Molecule: messenger RNA, 9601 nt
Organism: Gorilla gorilla gorilla (western lowland gorilla)
Lineage: Eukaryota; Metazoa; Chordata; Mammalia; Primates; Hominidae
Gene: FILIP1L
Product: filamin A interacting protein 1 like
Exons: 3
Coding region: 25-3033 (1002 amino acids)
Source: RefSeq, a predicted model, not a curated record
AUCCAAUGGAAAGAUCUCCAAGAAAUGUUUGGCUGCAAAAAACAAGAUGCUGAGGAACAGUGUUUAUUAAAGAAGCUAAUUGAUCAAGAAAUCAAGUCUCAGGAGGAGAAGGAGCAAGAAAAGGAGAAAAGGGUCACCACCCUGAAAGAGGAGCUGACCAAGCUGAAGUCUUUUGCUUUGAUGGUGGUGGAUGAACAGCAAAGGCUGACGGCACAGCUCACCCUUCAAAGACAGAAAAUCCAAGAGCUGACCACAAAUGCAAAGGAAACACAUACCAAACUAGCCCUUGCUGAAGCCAGAGUUCAGGAGGAAGAGCAGAAGGCAACCAGACUAGAGAAGGAACUGCAAACGCAGACCACAAAGUUUCACCAGGACCAAGACACAAUUAUGGCGAAGCUCACCAAUGAGGACAGUCAAAAUCGCCAGCUUCAACAAAAGCUGGCAGCACUCAGCCGGCAGAUUGAUGAGUUAGAAGAAACAAACAGGUCUUUACGAAAAGCAGAAGAGGAGCUGCAAGAUAUAAAAGAAAAAAUCAGUAAGGGAGAAUAUGGAAAUGCUGGUAUCAUGGCUGAAGUGGAAGAGCUCAGGAAACGUGUGCUAGAUAUGGAAGGGAAAGAUGAAGAGCUCAUAAAAAUGGAGGAGCAGUGCAGAGAUCUCAAUAAGAGGCUUGAAAGGGAGACGUUACAGAGUAAAGACUUUAAACUAGAGGUUGAAAAACUCAGUAAAAGAAUUAUGGCUCUGGAAAAGUUAGAAGACGCUUUCAACAAAAGCAAACAAGAAUGCUACUCUCUGAAAUGCAAUUUAGAAAAAGAAAGGAUGACCACAAAGCAGUUGUCUCAAGAACUGGAGAGUUUAAAAGUAAGGAUCAAAGAGCUAGAAGCCAUUGAAAGUCGGCUAGAAAAGACAGAAUUCACUCUAAAAGAGGAUUUAACUAAACUGAAAACAUUAACUGUGAUGUUUGUAGAUGAACGGAAAACAAUGAGUGAAAAAUUAAAGGAAACUGAAGAUAAAUUACAAGCUGCUUCUUCUCAGCUUCAAGUGGAGCAAAAUAAAGUAACAACAGUUACUGAGAAGUUAAUUGAGGAAACUAAAAGGGCGCUCAAGUCCAAAACCGAUGUAGAAGAAAAGAUGUACAGCGUAACCAAGGAGAGAGAUGAUUUAAAAAACAAAUUGAAAGCAGAAGAAGAGAAAGGAAAUGAUCUCCUGUCAAGAGUUAAUAUGUUGAAAAAUAGGCUUCAAUCAUUGGAAGCAAUUGAGAAAGAUUUCCUAAAAAACAAAUUAAAUCAAGACUCUGGGAAAUCCACAACAGCAUUACACCAAGAAAACAAUAAGAUUAAGGAGCUCUCUCAAGAAGUGGAAAGACUGAAACUGAAGCUAAAGGACAUGAAAGCCAUUGAGGAUGACCUCAUGAAGACAGAAGAUGAAUAUGAGACUCUAGAACGAAGGUAUGCUAAUGAACGAGACAAAGCUCAAUUUUUAUCUAAAGAGCUGGAACAUGUUAGAAUGGAACUUGCUAAGUACAAGUUAGCAGAAAAGACAGAGACCAGCCAUGAACAACGGCUUUUCAAAAGGCUUCAAGAAGAAGAAGCUAAGUCAGGGCACCUCUCAAGAGAAGUGGAUGCAUUAAAAGAGAAAAUUCAUGAAUACAUGGCAACUGAAGACCUAAUAUGUCACCUCCAGGGAGAUCACUCAGUCCUGCAAAAAAAACUAAAUCAACAAGAAAACAGGAACAGAGAUUUAGGAAGAGAGAUUGAAAACCUCACUAAGGAGUUAGAGAGGUACCGGCAUUUCAGUAAGAGCCUCAGGCCUAGUCUCAAUGGAAGAAGAAUUUCCGAUCCUCAAGUAUUUUCUAAAGAAGUUCAGACAGAAGCAGUAGACAAUGAACCACCUGAUUACAAGAGCCUCAUUCCUCUGGAACGUGCCGUCAUCAAUGGUCAGUUAUAUGAGGAGAGUGAGGAUCAAGACGAGGACCCUAAUGAUGAGGGAUCUGUGCUGUCCUUCAAAUGCAGCCAGUCUACUCCGUGUCCUGUUAACAGAAAGCUAUGGAUUCCUUGGAUGAAAUCCAAGGAGGGCCAUCUUCAGAAUGGAAAAAUACAAACUAAACCCAAUGCCAACUUUGUGCAACCUGGAGAUCUAGUCCUAAGCCACACACCUGGGCAGCCACUUCAUAUAAAGGUUACUCCAGACCAUGUACAAAACACAGCCACUCUUGAAAUCACAAGUCCAACCACAGAGAGUCCUCACUCUUACACGAGUACUGCAGUGAUACCGAACUGUGGCACGCCAAAGCAAAGGAUAACCAUCCUCCAAAAUGCCUCCAUAACACCAGUAAAGUCCAAAACCUCUACCGAAGACCUCAUGAAUUUAGAACAAGGCAUGUCCCCGAUUACCAUGGCAACCUUUGCCAGAGCACAGACCCCAGAGUCUUGUGGUUCUCUAACUCCAGAAAGGACAAUGUCCCCUAUUCAGGUUUUGGCUGUGACUGGUUCAGCUAGCUCUCCUGAGCAGGGACGCUCCCCAGAACCAAUAGAAAUCAGUGCCAAGCAUGCGAUAUUCAGAGUCUCCCCAGACCGGCAGUCAUCAUGGCAGUUUCAGCGUUCAAACAGUAAUAGCUCAAGUGUGAUAACUACUGAGGAUAAUAAAAUCCACAUUCACUUAGGAAGUCCUUACAUGCAAGCUGUAGCCAGCCCUGUGAGACCUACCAGCCCUUCAGCACCACUGCAGGAUAACCGAACUCAAGGCUUAAUUAACGGGGCACUAAACAAAACAACCAAUAAAGUCACCAGCAGUAUUACUAUCACACCAACAGCCACACCUCUUCCUCGACAAUCACAAAUUACAAUCAAGGAGGUAUGCAAGCGGAGAAUCCCAGCACGGAUCCCUAAACCGAAAUCUACAGGCAUCACCAAGAUUUCCACUAAAGCCUCCACAGUGCCUAUGGAUAAGCCUAUUUACCAAAAUGGCUGUGGGAAGCUACACAUCGUGAGAACUGUCACCUCCAACACCUUCCUCCACGUGGGAGGGAGAAGGUAACUCAUACCAAUGCACUGCCUGGAUACAUUCAUCUACAGAAAUAUGUGGAAAGCUAAAAUUACCACUAUGAAAGGCCAAAGGACCACCUCUCCAGGAAAUGGUGAAGCAGCUUGGUGGACCUGAUGAAGAUCAUCCCCCAAAAAGCAGCACGUCUACAAUUAUUAUACUUCUAUAUGUGUAUAUGCACAUACAAACACUCGCAGGCCUAGACCCACACCCAAAUCUACCCAUUUCCUCAUCCGACAUAUAAUCUAACCCAAAGAUGAACUAUCUAGAAUCAGCCUGGGAUAGGACUGAAUUCACUAGAACAGUUCAAGAGUUUUCUGGUGAAAACAGAAGUAAUUCUUCAUUCUACAGAACUUUGCUGAUUAAUCAUAUUUUGCUAAGAAAAGGUGAUAGCAAAAAUUCCUAAUCUGAGUCAAGAAAAUCAGAUUAUUUCCAUCAAGAUGACAGGACAAUUAAAAUCACACUUUAAGGUCUAAAACUAUGAUUUCUUUAUGACCAGGAGGAAAAAAGCAAAGUGAUAAUUCUUAAAGGAGGAAAAGCAUAACAAAAGUGAAUAACAGCCAAAUAUAUCCUUUGUGCAGAAUACCUGACAAUCACUGGUGUAGUAAGCAUACCUGACCACUGGCACUUAGUCUCAGUAACAUUGAGAUAUUUUAGGGAGAUAUGAAUCAAUAUUCCAGGUGCUCGAAAAAAUACAGAAUUUAUCAUCUCACAGGACAUUGUUUAUUCAUAUCUCUUCUCUGAAUAAACACUAUCGAAAAUCAGUUGAUUCAACAAAAGCUUGGGGUUAGGAGAGUCAAAUUCCAAUCCUAGAUUUUCAUUCAUAUGACAACGAGCUUUGUAUUCAUCAAUCUAAGCCUUGAGUUUCCACAUGUAAAACAGGAAAGUGAAAUAAUUCCUCAGGUCCCUUCCAGUUCUGAUAACCUAUGAAUAUGCCCAACUAUUAAUACCAAAUGUUGAAUUCAAACAGUCAUCUAUAAGGGUAGACACAGUCCCCUGGCAGAAAGCUAAAGCAAUUCUUUACAUCACACUGAAAACUCUCUCAUUGAAUUGAGAGAAAGGUGUGCCUGUAAUUCAGUGUGGACAGAGUAAUACAGGACAUUUUAAGACAAGGCAUGUUUGACACAAAAGGCAGUUCAAAAAACAUUUCAAAAAGCUUCAAUAGAGGGGGGAAAAAAUCAAUGGAAUGACACUAAACAUUUUUUGUGAUCCUUCACUAAAAACUGGAAGCAUGACCCUGGAAGAAAUCCUCAUGGUUAAGGACUGCUUUAGCCAGCUGCCCUGGGUUGGAGCCAGCAGAGCAAGAGUAAAGGAACUCCCAUUCCCCAUACUUAUCUAACUAAGUCCACCUCAUUGCACUAAUGCCACUGUACAAACACCCCCAGGCCCCUGCAAUUUCAAGGAGGAGAAGGAGCUAGAGGCCUGGGCAGCAUUGAAAGGGAUGAUGGGCAGCACUGAGAGGGAUGAUGGGCAGCAUUGACAGGGAUGAUGGGCAGCAUUGACAGGGAUGAUGGGCAGCAUUGACAGGGAUGAUGGGCAGCAUUGACAGGGAUGAUGGGCAGCAUUGACAGGGAUGAUGGGCAGCAGUCCCAGCAGGCAAGUGGCAGAGGGCAGUAGGGGGAGGUCAAGUGAAUUAAAAGCCUGAAAUGGAAAAGUCUAAGUGAAAGGAAAGCAGGAAGAGAAUAGUAGAAGGGGAUGGACUACAAAAGAAGGUGAAGACUGGGCAUGGUGGCUCACGCCAGUAACCCCAGCACUUUGGGAGGCUGAGGUGAGAGGAUUUCUUGAGGCCAGGAGCUCAAGACCAGUCUGGGCAACUUGGCAGACCUUGUCUCUCCGAAAAGAAAAAAAAAAAAAAAAAAAGCCAGGUGUGGUGGUGCACACCUGUAGUCCUAGCUAAUUAGGAGGAAGAGGCAAGAGGAUUGUUUGAGCCCAGAAGUCUGAGGCUGCAGUGAGCAUGAUCACACCACUGCACUCCAGACUGACUGACAGAGCAAGACCUUGUUUGUGGAAAAAACAAAAAAAAAAAAGGGUGCAGUGAUGAAGCUCUAACAUCAAAAAAAAAAAAAAAAAAAAAAACACACGUAUGUAGAGAGUGCUUAGUAUUGUGCCUCACAUAGAGCAGGUAUUUGAUAAAUCUAGAGUGAAUAGAGAAUGAGUAAAUGAAGAAGAGAAGGCCAUUCAGUCAAGACAUUUUCUCACUUGAGAAAACAUGCUAAGAGAUAGCAAUGGUAUGACAGGGUUAGGAAAAGUAGUUAUGCCCAGGUGACAUUCAACAUUGGUAAUUAUGCUAAUAGAAAAAAAACCCACUGGAAUCCCUCAGUGAAAACCAAACAGGUUGAAAAGAAGCAUAAAACAGGAAAAACAACAUGCACUAACAAUAGUCCCAGAAAAACAAAAUACCUUGGGAAAAAUUUUACUCUGAAAUGAAGCACAAAAUAUGUUGUAUGUUGAAGCUUUCAAAAUUGUUUUCUCCCACGUCAGGAGACUUCCUAAAGUACAUUUUUAUCCAAGCUAGCAUAAGUUUAAGAGGAAGCACAAAAAGAGGGACAAGAUAGUAUACAAAGUACUAAAAAAUUUAGGUAGAAGCCAGGCACAGUGGCUCACGCCUGUAAUCCCAGCACUUUGGGAGUCCGAGGCGGGUGGAUCACCUGAGGUCGGGAGUUCGAGACCAGCUUCACCAACGUGGAGAAACCCCGUCUCUACUAAAAAUGCAAAAUUAGCCGGGCAUGGUGGCGCAUGCCUGUAAUCCCAGCUACUCCGGAGGCUGAGGCAGAAGAAUCUGCUUGAACCUGGGAGGCAGAGGUUGCAGUGAGCCGAGAUUGCGCCAUUGCACUUCAGCCUGGGCAGUAAGAGCAAAACUCCGUCUCAAAUUAAAAAAAAAAAAAAUUUGCGUAGAAAAAUGUUGACACUUCUAUGGGAACCAGCAGAAACUCAUCUUUAAAUGGUAAUGCAGUUCUAAUCCCAUUAAGACAAAAGUCUUCAAAGUAAAGUUACAUUGGCCGGGUGCGGUGACUCACACCUAUAAUCCUAGCACUUUGGGAGGCCAAGGCGGGCAGAUCACAUGAGGCCAGGAGUUUGGGGCCAGUCUGGUCAACAUGGCGAAAUUCCAUCUCUAUUAAAAACACAAAAAUUAGCUGGGCUUGGUGGUGCAUGGCUGUAAUCCCAGCUACUCAGGAGGCUGAGGCACGAGAAUCACUUGAGUCUGGGAGGCAGAGGGUGCAGCAGGCCAAGAUCAUGCCACUGCACUAUAGCCUUGGUGACAGAGUGAGACUCUGUCUCAAAAUAAUAACAAUAAAUAAAGUUAUAUUUUAACAAAAGGAUUAACAACCAAAAACCAUGCUUGUUUCAAGCAAUAUGUAUUAAUAAUAUAAUAAAAAUGCAAAUACAACUAUAAAGUGAGAAUACUAUUUGGAGUUCAAAACAGUAAUGUCUGACCUAUAUGUAACACAACUGAAAUAUAAAGAAUCUUUCCUCCUGGGCAUGUUGUUUCCGCAGAAGUGUGGCCUCUGAAGAACAAUGAAAAUAAAAGAAGCUGACCUAAUAAUUCUAGAGUGAUUUCACCUGAUGAACUGUUUUAAAGUAAGCAGAUAAAAAUCCAAGUGAGUGAAAACAAAUCCAAUUUGUAACAAAAAUGUUAAAAACCUGAUACUUUUAAGCUGAAGUCUUUUCCUGGUCCUUCAUUUAUUUACCUUCAAGGUUUCUGAACUAAUCUUGAGAUAUUUUAGAAUCAAAUAUCUGAUUUUAACAGAUAUGUGACUGGUCUAAUACAUAGCUGAUAACUACUAAGUAACGGAGUAACUAAGGUAAAACACAAUUCUCUCUGGAUUUGUUUCAAAUUUCUUCUCCUGAAGACACGUGACAUACAAUUCACGAUGUGACUUUGAGUUUGGGGCAGCGUUUGCAAACUGCGGUUCACAGGCCAAAUUCAACCCAUGGUGAAAGUUGAAAAUCAAAAUAAGACUACUUUGUGACGUGAAAAUUACAUAAAAUUCAAAUAUUGUUGUCCAUAAAUAAAAUUUUAUUGGAACACAGCCAUACUCAUUCGUUUACACAUUUAUUUUCUAUGACUGCUUUUACACUGCAACAGCAGUUAUGACGGUGAUGACUGGACCCGCAAAACCUAAAAUAUUUAUUAUCUGGAUUUAUAUGAAAAAAGUUUGCUGACCUCUGGUCUAGUGUGAACUAGAACAAGGAACUCAGAAAUAGGAAUUUAAGAGCUUGAUCAACUACUUUUUAUAAGCAAAUAUUAGCCAUUUAAAAAUCAAUUAAGAAUUCUAUGAAAGCUGACAAAAAUGGGGAAACUAUAUUUCAAGCUGUGAUAUAUUUAGUAAAAUGUAUAAUUCUAUGAAUGCAUCUGAAGUGUUCCACUAAAUAACAUCAGAUUAACAACAGAUAAAAGACUUGUGCUGGGCCGGGCUCUGUGGCUCACACCUGUAAAUCCUAGCACUUUGGGAGGCGGAGGCAGGCGGAUCAUGAGGACAGGAGAUCGAGACCAUCCUGCCUAACGUGGUGAAACCCCCCUCUACUAAAAAUACAAAAAAUUAGCCAGGCAUGGUGGCAUGCACCUGUAGUCCCAGCUACUUAGGAGGCUGAGGCAGGAGAAUCGCUUCAACUCAGGAGGCGGAGGUUGCAGUGUGCCAAGAUUGCGCCACUGCACUCCAGCCUGGGGGACAAGAGCAAAACUCUGUCUCAAAAAAAAAAAGAAAAAAGAAAAAAAGAUUUGUGCCACAAAAUGAUAUAUUAAUAUUGAAUCUGAGGGAGGAAAUGGAAGUUAUGUAUAGGCCUUCCACAUUUAUGAGUCGUAUUUUUCAAGAGAUUCAUGGACAUUUAGCAAAAUUAUAGCAGGAACUACCUGACAUGCAAUUUAGGGAAAUAUGCAUAAAUUUCCACCUUUAAAUGUUCGUAAUUGUUGUCAAGAACCACUCAUUUAAUCAUCUGAAAGAAUUGUGGAAAUUAUAUGCAGUAAAUUAAACCAGACCAUGAAGGUUAUCUAAGUGUCCAUCUGUUACGGCCUUCAAGUGUAGAGCAAUGACUAAUAACAUAGUCAUUUUUCUCCCUCCUCUUUCUUCUUUCCUUCCUCUUGCUUUUUAAAUUCAUCCUGCCCCUGUGUUUUGCCCCUGAAUAUCUGUCAAUACUAUUUGCAUUUUGACUGAACCACAUCAAUGUGUAAAUCCUGUAAUGUAAGCUGAUUAUGUUUUUUCCCUCUAAUUCUGGUACAGUGUCUAAAACAAGGCUAAGCAUGAGAGCUUGACAAAUGAUUAUGAAAACAACAUGCCCAGAAGUCGAUCCUCUGUUGUGUGUUAUUAACAUCUCCUACAAAUAUUCCAAGUCUGAAUUUUAUAUGUAGAGACAAUGCCUUACAACAUCUACAAUGCAAGACUGUCUACAUGUAAAACUAAUACUGUAAAGGUUUAACUGUGGUGUGAAAAAAGAAAAAACACAAAACAAAAAAACCUGGGUACUUGGGUUUAAAGAAAAGAUCCAAGGUGCUCCCCUACUCCAUUUCCAGAAGGAAUUCACCAUGGAUAAAGCAAUAUAAUUUGAAGAAUAUACCACAAAAUGAUAUUACAACAAAAAUAUUUACAAAGCUCAUUUCAGCAAUCCCAAAAAGAAUAAGCACAUUGAUUCUAGGUGACAAAAGCUGUCACCAGUAAAAAUUACAGGCUUACUUACAAAGAGUCUCUUGUCCUCUUUCCAAACGUAAUUUAUAAAAUUAAAUCCAAAUAUGGUUACAAUAAAAUGUUAGUAAGACACAGUUUUACAAGGACUACUAAUGUAAUUUUGAAAAGAGAAAAGCGGCAUUUGCCAAACCUGUCAAAAGCCUGGACAGGAGUUUGACAAAUCUGCUAGCAGAUCAAGGUUCUUUUGAUAAAGAUCUCCUAGGUUGAGGUCUUCAAGGUGUGACUACGAAAUAUUAAUAAUUAAUUGGUUAACUAACAAAUACUUAAUGAGUGCCUUCUCUGUACCCAGAUACUACUCUAGGCCCUGAAACUAAAGCAAACAAGACAAACAAAAUACCUGCUCACAUGGAGCUCUUACGGUCUAGUGCUGGGAAAAAGUAAUUAAUUUAACAAGGAAAAAUAAUAGUUGGUGCUAAGUGCUCUGCUGAGAAUUAUAAUAACAUAAUAAUUUAAUAGAUAUUGUGAUAAUGUAAUAGAGCACCUAGAUAGUUACUCUAGACUGCCUGAUCAGGAAGUGCCGCUCUGAGUAGGUGACGUUUGAACUGAGUACUUAAUGUUAAGACAGAGCCAGCUGGCCGGGCCUAGUGGCUCAUGCCUGUAAUCCCAGCGUUUUGGGAGGCUGAGGUGGGCGGAUCAAGAGCUCAGGAGUUCGAGAUCAGCCUGGCCAACACGGUGAAAUCCCGUCUCUGCUAAAUAUACAAAAAUUAGCUGGGUGUGGUGGCAGGCGCCUGUAAUCCCAGCUACUCAGAAGGCUGAGGCAGGAGAAUCAUUUGAACUCAGGAGGUGGAGGAUGCAGUGAGCUGAGAUCGCACCACUGCACUCUAGCCUGGGCGACAGGGCGAGACUCCAGCUCAAAAAAAAAAAAAAAAAAAAAGAAAGCC